ACUUUUUCAAAACGAAAGUGGAAGACGAUGAGAAAAACAUCACCGUAGAUGAAGUUCUAUUUUAGAAGAUGGACAAUGCUGAAGUACGACAGAUAAUUUGUGAAAAAUGUAUUGUGGUAAGAGGUUUCAACAAUGAAAUUCAAUUUCAUCAAAUACAGAAAAGUUUUCCGGAAUCCAGAAGCGUAAACUUGGCGACAAGAACCGCUACACUACCAUCCAGGGAUAAAGAAUGGAUUAUUCAGUUUCAGUCUGUGAAAGAUGCUCAGAAAUAUAUAGAAGAAGUAAGAAUUUUAAAGUGUCCAGAAGGUCUGUUGAACAUCAGUGAUUGUAAACUGCCAUGUGAUAUCCCAGAUGAAUGGCUACAGGAUGAAGUUAUUUCUGACAAGUCAACAAGAUCACCCAAGCAACAUGUGUCACCAGGGACAAUACAGCCACCACCUUAUUCUCCCUCUGAUCCAUCAGUGUCUCCCUCACAACAUUCCACUAGUGCCCAUGGAUUUCCACCCUAUGAUCCAAGUUUGUAUGGACCAACUCCACAUAACCCAUACCCCCAUGGGUAUUAUCCACCAUAUAGAAUGCCGAUGAAUCUCUAUCAUCCUGGUAUGUCUGGAAACAAGCAUCUUCCACAGGACCAAUACAGGCCCCAUAAUGCUGACCAGUGGGGUCAAUAUCCAAGAUAUUACCCACCUGCUCCUUAUGGUUCCUAUCAAGGUUAUGGCUAUCAUCCUCAAUCAGAUUUUGAUAUUCAUCAACCAGUUCAACAGCUUCCUAUUCAGGAAAAUCUAAAUCAAUACACACAAGGAAAUGAAAACCAGGGAAAUACAACUGAUCAAUCUCCAUCUUCUGAAACUGUACAGGGGGGAAAUGAUGUUCAGUCAGAUGGAGAGGAAGACAUAGACGAAGAAAAAAUGGAGGAUGAACCUGCCAAGACAACAACAAACAUGCUUAAAGUGACCAAGUUACCAUCAGAUACAACAGAAGAUGGUUUACAGUUUUUCUUUGAGAACACGAGGAAGUUUGGUGGUGGGGAUGUAGAGGAUGUAGAGUAUGAUGAAGAUACAAAGACGGCCAUUAUUACUUUUAAGGAAGAUGAAGCUGUUGACAAAGUAUUACAGAAAAUACCAAUACUAUUCAAUAGAAAAGUUAUAGAUGUGGAAGCCCACAUUGUUGGUGCUGAAUCUACAACAGACAUACCUGAAGAAGAACCAGAUGACUCUAGUCAAAAUACUGGUGAGCAAGUUCCCAUAUGCUCAAUAGAGGUGCGUGGAAUGAAGGAGAAUACAACUCAGGAUACCAUCAUGUAUUACUUUGAGUCUAAGAAAGGUGCUAAAGCAGAUGUGGACAAUAUAGAAUUUGUACAAGACAAGAACAUGUAUGUUGUCACAUUUGAAAAUGAAGAAGCUGUUGAAACAGUUUUGUCCAAGAGUCAUAUAGUAGAUGGUGCUAAAUUACAAGUUAAAAGACAUGUUCCACUCAAAAGAUAUCCAAAUAAAGCAUUAGUCAAAGGAUUUAGCCCAAACACAACUAGAGAUGGUAUAAUAAACUUCCUGGAAGCACGGACAAAGUUUGAUGUGGAGGAAGUAGACUUUGGUGACGAGGAUUCUGGGAAGGCUAUUGUUACAUUUUGUGAACCAAUAGAAAUUGGAGAUAUUCAGACAGCCUGUAAGAAGAAAGCAUUAGAUGGCAGCUACCUAACAGUUCAUCCUGUAGUGGUUACAAACUGUAUUGUAGUCAGAGGUUUCAAUGAGAAAACUUCAGAAUCUGGACUGGAAUAUUACUUCGAUAAUAAAAGGAAAUCUGGUGUAGAGGGCGUCACUGAUGUAAAAAUGAAUAGAGAUGACAAUUGUUGUGUUAUAUACUUUGAAAAUGCAGAAGAUGCUUUGCUUGCCUGUAAAAGAUCCCAUAUCAUUGACAACUGUACACUGAAAUUACAAAUCUUCUAUGAUUGUCUUGGUGUCCCAGCUGAUGUCGAAGGGCCAAAGUUCAAACCAUUGCCACCUUUAGUUAUUACUGACAUUGAUAAAUAUAAAAUACAUUUUUUGAAAAACUCAGCUCAUAAAAGGGUGAAACUUGAAAAACAGUUGGAAAAAUCUCAUUCUAAAAUAAUUUGGCCACCAUCACCCCAAGAAAACAAAUUAAUCGUAGAAUGCACUAUAACCAAGGAAACAGAAGAUUGUCGACAACUAGCAAAAACAUGGGAAAAAGAUACAAGAAUGCACAUUGAUUCUUUUGUGAACUUGUUAGUGACUGAGAUUCACUCUACACUACAAGAAGCAUGGGGGUCUGUCAUGCAAAAACUACGGGAAAUUCACAUAUCUGAUCCUGAAGGUGUUACAGUUAAUUUAGAGAAUCCACCUACUUGUGAAAUUAUAAUAACUGGUCUCUCAGAUCCUGUAAAAGAAGUCUCCAAUGAAGUGAAAAGAAGAAUUCAUGAAGUGUCCGAAGAUCUUGAUAGAAAAAAUCAAUUAGUUCAAGAGGAAGUUAGUCUAAAACGUCACCAGCUAUUCAUUUUGUCAUUUUCUCACUUCUCAAACAAGAUCAGACAAGAGUUUGGUCAGAUGGAGAUAAAGAUAGACACAAAAAAGCAUGUUAUUACAUUUACAGGGAUAUCAGGAAACAUCAGCAAAGCCAAGGUUACUAUGUAUGAAACACUGAGUAACAUAGCAUCAGCACCAAUUGGUAAGAAAUCACAAGGAUACAUUCAGUUUUUGAAAAAACAGGAAGUUAAAAAAUCAAUAGCAGCUAAACUAAAAAGCAGUGGCCUGAUUGGAGUUUGGGAAAUCCAGAAUAACUCCAUACUUAUGUAUUCAAUGUCUGAUGAAGAAGCCGUAGCUGCAGCAGACAUUUUAAAAGACUGUGUGGUUGAGGUCAAGGUCGAUGUUGACAAUGUACAAAAAUCCAUGCUAAAUUCUCAAAAAUGGAAGCAACAUGUACAGGCAAUCCAGAAUGAACUUGAGAGAAAAUCAGUUAUAGUUGAGAUUGUCACAAACCAGCAAGGCCAGAUAAUUGUAUAUUGUAACACACAAGGUGAAGCUGGACAAAUUAAAGAAAAGCUACAAGAUUUUUUUCUUACAAAUACAGAAAAAGAGAUAACCAUUGAUUUACCACCUUCUCAGUUGAAAUUUCUUCAGGAGGAAAUGAAAGAUGAGGUAGAAAAUCUGGAGAAAGAUUUAAGGAAAAGAAAUAUCAUUGUUGCUGUUAAGAGUGAUGGUAUUCUAGUUAAAGGGAAUGCAGAGGGAAUAAAGGAUGCUGAAGAUGAAGUGGAAACUCUGGUACAGAAAAUAUAUAAAACCAAACAUUCUAUGGACAAACCAGGUUUACAGGAGUUAAUGAAUACUGGCCAAGGGAAGACAAAACUGAAGCAAGUUAGCAAACAGGCAGGAGUUGUUAUUAGUAGUCAUAGUGAUGAAGACGAAAGGCCAACAGGUCAAAUUAGACGUAGAGGAGGUGCUGGAUCAGACGAGAGGGCAGUGUAUUGUGGUGCUGGAGGUCAAGAGGUCAUUGUGGUCAAGGGUGAUAUUACUGGUCUGGAUGUGGAUGUUAUUGUCAAUGCAGCUAAUAAAGAUUUGGCUCACAGUGGAGGUCUUGCCAAGGUGCUGGUUAAUAAAGGUGGAAAAGGGAUACAAGAUGAAUGCGACCAGUAUAUAAGUUACCAAGGUCAGUUAUCAGAGGGGGAAUGUUUUGGUUCUGGACCUGGAACAUUAAGAUGUCAGAUGAUUGUCCAUGCUGUUGGACCAGUAUGGCAGGGGGGUUCCAAAAGAGAAGAAGACCUACUUCACCAAUGUGUUGAAACAGCAUUAGUUGAAACAGAACAAGCGCAGCAUACCAGUGUUGCAAUACCAGCUCUUUGUACAGGAAUCUUCGGUUACCCAGCAAACCAAGCAACUAGGGUGAUUGCCCAGGCAGUACAUGAUUACUUCAGUAGUAAUAGGGGAAGCACAGUUCAGAGAGUUUACCUAUGUGAUGUCAAUGAGAAUUCUGUAGACUUGUUUGUGAAGGCUGGGGAUAAGGUUUUUGGGAAGAGAGAAGAAGGAAGAAGAAAAUCACCAUCAGGUGCUGGUUAUUCAGAUGGAUUCACUGGACAGACUGGCUCUAUCUCUACUGGGAAUGUUCAAAUCAGAAUAAUCAAAGGAGAGCUAGCAAAAAUGAAAGUGGAUGCUAUCGUUAACACCACUUCAAAGGACCUACAGCUAAACCAGGGAGCAGUUUCGGCUGCAUUGCUAAAAGUUGGAGGACAGGCGCUACAAGAUGAAUGUAAACAGAACUAUCCACAGGGUAUUGGCUAUGGAGAAGUAGCUGUUACAUCAGGAUAUAAUUUACCUUGUAGUUAUGUCUGUCAUGGUUCACUGGAUCAAUGGAGGAAGGAUGGAUCGUCAAUUAAAAUACUGGAGAAGUUUAUUGAUGGUUGUCUACAAGAAGCCGAUAGUAAUGGUUGUAGAUCUAUAGCAUUACCUGCCAUGGGUACAGGCAAACUUGGAUAUCCUAGAGACCUAGUAGCCAAACACAUGUAUACAUCUGUAGAACAGUUUGCCAGUCAGAACCAGAGUUCUAAUGUCACUGAGGUGUUAUUUGUACUAUAUGAUAAAGAUACCCUAACAGUGAAGGCAUUUGAAGAUGAAGAACAAAACAGACAGAGAAGUGGUAGCAGACAAGACAGAGAUUACACACAACAGCCGACAGGAUACCAGGGCAGGAGGGGUUGGUAUCUGAAUGAUGCUGAUAGUACUGAAGUAAUGAACUCUGAUGACUCUUCUGAUGAUGAGGUGACUAAUGUGAUUGAACCAAGGAUGAGAGCAUUCAACCCAUAUGAUCAAAUAAAAAAGAAAGUUAUUUCCAACAGAGAUCAAGAAUUUCCAAAGACAGCUCCCUUUCGUUCUCCAACAUCUCAACCUGAAGAUGAGUAUACUCAUCCGAGACCUUCCAGAAGAUCAGAAGUUUUGAGAAGAGUUGAUUCAGACCAAAGAUCAAAAAUGGAACAGGCUGUAGCUUUCAUGGGUCAGAAAAGACCUAUAAAACGUGUUGAGUCAACACCUGUACAUCUUAAUCCAGCAAAGGUACCUGUAAGGAAGUCAAAAUCACAAAAUGCUAUAAAAAACUGGGAGAAAAUAAAGAAGCCAAACUAUUGGCUAGAAGACAUAGAGAUUGAAUUGGCCAUGCAGCUAGUUAAAAAUAACCAUCCUAAUAUUGAUGGAUUUCAACCAGUUACUGUAGCAUUGGCCGAAGGAUAUAAGAAACCAAAAGGUCAAUUUAUACAAAUUAUAAAUGUCAGUGGUCAACAUUGGAUAACUCUAUCUAAUAUAGGAUGUCCACCUUAUACGGUCAGAGUAUUUGAUAGCUGGAAAAGACAUUUACAGGGGGAUACCAAAAGAGCCAUCUUUGCUAUUGUAGAUAGAGAUAGUAAAGGUCAAGUUGUUGUGGAUUUAUGCCAGUUCCAAAGACAGAGGAAUGAUGCAGAUUGUGGAUGUUUUGCUGCAGCCUCUAUGGUGGCAGUGGCUAAUGGAAUGGAUCCUUCAAAACUCAUCUGGGACACAAAUCUGUUAAGAUCUCACUAUGUACAAUGCUUAAACCAAUCACAGAUGACGCCAUUUCCACUUUAUCAAGAUUCACCUCCAAGCAUGUUGCAACAGAAAACUUAUACAUUGACUGUAUGUCCGUCUUGCAGGCAGAUGUUUUGUGAGAAAGAGAAACCAAUUUGUAAAAACUGUUUAAAUAAGAAUCCAAAUAGUGGUAUAAAGUAUUACCUCCCUUUGUUGUUGGUUUAUUUUCAAGGCAAAACUGUGAAGAAAGAGCAACAGCAACCAAAGCCUCAGACACAUGGUACUGCACAGGAUCAGGACACAUCAGAUUCAGAUAAAGAGUAUAAUGUCAACAUGGGAAGUAUGGUGUUUAAAGUUUACCAAGGGGACAUAACUGCUAUCAAAGUAGAUGCCAUUGUCAAUGGAACUAAUGUUGACUUGGAUUUUAGCAUUGGUGCUGUCGCUAAAGCUAUUAAACAAAAGGGAGGACAGGAGCUUGACAAACAACUCACUGAUAACAGAAAAGCUAUGAAGAAGGAUGGAAUAGCUGUAACAAAUCAUACUUCUGGAUUACUGUGUAAAGCUGUCAUCCACUUAGAUAUGACAGGAGUGAAUCCCUCAGGCUUUGGUGGUUCUAUUGCUUCAGCCUUCUCUGUUAAACUGAAGGAUAGAAUCAAACUUGCACUAGACAAAGCUGAAGAAAUACAGAUGGCCUCAGUAGCAUUUCCUGCUUUAGGUACAUCAACCAAUACUAAAGUUAAAGUAAGUGACAUUGCAGAGGAGAUGUUCAAGGUCAUUGAAAAGUUCAAUAGUAACAAGACUAACCAACAUGUAAAGGAAGUACAUGUGGUUAUAUUCCAAACAGACAUGAUGAAGGACUUCAUGGAAGCUGUCAAAAACUGUGUUAACAAGUCUAAAGAGGGAUACAUUGGCAAAUUUAUGAAGUGGACGGGACUUGGAGGAGCACAGUCAAUGAAACUAUCAAGACAUAACCGCCAUCUGAUUGGAACCCAAGUGUCACAAAACAAUCAAAUGGACACACUUGUUUCCUUUGUGAUCUAUGCUAGAGAUAAAAGUUCAGCCGAUCGUGCCAUUCAAUUACUGGAGAAAUCUGUAGAAGAUGACAUGAUAAAGAGAACCAUCAGGGCUAAAAUCAUCAAUGAAUUUACUCUAGAUCAGAUAAAUGAAGUUAAGAAACUAGAGGCUACUGAUCAGGUUGAAAUUACUGUAGACACAGGCAAAGGGGAGAUAACUCUAAGAGGAUUAACAAAACAUGUUUCUGAUGCAAUGGAACAUGCAAACCAUAUUAUUAAAACAGCAGAACAGGCCAAACAAACUAAGCAAAAGGCCAAACUAGUAACUGACAUGGUGCAGUGGCAUUAUAUGUCAGAAGAUAAAGGAGAGAAAAAACUAGUGGAAUAUCCACCUGAGGUUAACCUCAUUCUUGAGACAGCUUUAAAAGAUCAGAAAACAGAUGCAUCAUUUUAUGACCAGAAUGGUAAUAGAUAUAUAGUAGAUUUCAACUCAUAUGAGGAAUAUCCUGCAGAUGACCCGACAGAUAAAGUUCAAGUGCUAAGAAAGUCUAAACUUGUUGAUCAUGCCUUUGAGUUGCCACUCUCUUGGGAAAAAAUGGCAGACAAAGAGAACUUAAAAAUUGUUCAGCUGAAACCUACAGACCAAGAAUAUCAGGAUGUUUCUCAAAAGUUUACAACUACAUCUGGUGGUACAAAAGUUACUUUUAUCAAGAUUGAAAGAAUACAAAACAAAACGUUAUACCAGCAGUUUGUAGCAAAGAAGAAAUCAAUGGAUGCCACCAAUCCUAAAACUGUCAACAAUGAAAAACAACUGUGGCAUGGAUUUUCUGUAGAUGCCUUGGACAGUAUAAAUAGAUAUGGUUUUAACAGGAGUUAUUGUGGAAAAAAUGCUGUUGCAUUUGGAGCUGGUGUUUAUUUUGCUGUUGAAGUAAGAUAUUCAAUUCAAGAUACCUACUCCAAGCCUGAUCCUAGUGGCCACAAGAGAAUGUACCUGUGUAGAGUACUGACAGGAGAAUACUGUGCUGGUCUUGGGGGAAUGAGAGUUCCUCCUGCCAAACCUAGUGCUGCUGGAAGUCACAUUUUAUAUGACUCAGUUACUAAUGAUAUGAAUAAUCAAAUUAUGUAUAUUAUUUUCCAUGAUUCACAGGCUUUUCCUGAAUAUCUUGUUACAUUCAAAAGAGGUUGAUUUAAGUCUAUCUUCAAUUUAAUGUGCUGAAUUACAAAAUUCCUCUAGAAGAUGAAUAAUUGUGUAUUAAUGACAUAUUUAUAUAUUCAUAUGUUUUUUUAAUUUUGUCUA
Messenger RNA from Mytilus trossulus (common blue mussel), 7847 nucleotides. Its product is annotated as protein mono-ADP-ribosyltransferase PARP14-like. Gene Ontology annotation, biological process: negative regulation of gene expression; protein poly-ADP-ribosylation. The coding region runs from base 69 to 7736 and encodes 2555 amino acids. NCBI's taxonomy places the organism in Eukaryota, Metazoa, Mollusca, Bivalvia, Mytilida, Mytilidae. The transcript has 23 exons. Gene Ontology annotation, cellular component: cytoplasm; nucleus. The record is from RefSeq and is a predicted model, not a curated record. Gene Ontology annotation, molecular function: RNA binding; NAD+ poly-ADP-ribosyltransferase activity; NAD+-protein mono-ADP-ribosyltransferase activity.